Molecule: messenger RNA, 3140 nt
Organism: Neltuma alba
Lineage: Eukaryota; Viridiplantae; Streptophyta; Magnoliopsida; Fabales; Fabaceae
Product: zinc finger CCCH domain-containing protein 5
Exons: 10
Coding region: 85-2604 (839 amino acids)
Biological process (GO): mRNA splicing, via spliceosome
Cellular component (GO): U2AF complex
Molecular function (GO): metal ion binding; RNA binding
Source: RefSeq, a predicted model, not a curated record
CCAUCUGGUUCUGCAAAGGUUACGAGUCCUGCAGAAGCCUGCGGUGCCGGAGCGAAUUUAGAGUUCUUCGGAGAGAAAGACGCAAUGGACGAACCAUUGAAGGAGGAAGACGGCGAAGAGAAGCCUACGGGCAUUGAGAAAAACGAAGAAGAUGAGACGAUCGCAUUAUCGGUAGGUACGAAUCGGAAGGAGAAGAGGAAGGCCAUCAAGAAACUGAAGCGGAAGCAAAUGAGGAAGGAGAUAGCAGCAAAGGAGCGCGAGGAAGAGCAGGCUCGGCUCAACGAUCCCGAGGAGCAGAAAAGAGCACUUCUGAUGGAGCAGGAAGAGGCCGAGAGGGUUGAGAGGGAAAGGAAGCUGUUUGAGGAGAGAGAAAGGGCGUGGAUUGAGACUAUGGAGAAGAAGAUGAAGAAGGCGGCUGAAGAAGAGCAGAGGAAGCUUCUCGAAGACACUCAUAAGCAACAGGUUGGUGAGCAAGAGAAGGAGACCGAAUUGAAUGAGGAUGGUGAAUGGGAAUAUGUGGAGGAAGGUCCCGCUGAAAUUAUUUGGCAAGGAAACGAGAUCAUUUUCAAAAAGAAAAAAGUGAGGGUUCCCAAGAAGGAUUCAAGCCACCAAAAUAAAAGGGAGGAUGCUGACAAACCUACAUCAAAUCCUCUACCUCCGGAAUCCGAAGUUUUUGCUGAUUACACAAAUUCAUCAGCAGCUUCUGCGCAGCAGGUUCUUGAGAGUGUUGCACAACAAGUGCCAAAUUUUGGGACUGAACAGGAUAAAGCUCAUUGCCCCUUCCAUUUGAAAACUGGCACAUGUCGAUUUGGUCAACGUUGUAGCAGAGUCCAUUUUUACCCUGAUAAAUCAAGCACACUUCUUAUGAAAAACAUGUACACUGGUCCAGGCCUUGCUUGGGAGCAAGAUGAGGGGCUUGAGUAUACAGACGAAGAGGUGGAACAUAGUUUUGAAGAAUUUUAUGAGGAUGUUCACACAGAGUUCCUGAAAUUUGGAGAAAUUGUGAACUUUAAGGUAUGUAAAAAUGGUUCAUUUCACUUGCGAGGAAAUGUCUAUGUGCACUAUAAAUCAAUGGACUCUGCUGUCCUUGCAUAUAACUCAAUCAAUGGUCGUUACUUUGCUGGAAAACAGAUUAGAUGUGAAUUUGUGAACGUGACCAGAUGGAAGGUUGCAAUAUGUGGGGAGUAUAUGAAGUCAGGGUUCAAGACCUGUUCCCAUGGUUCAGCUUGCAAUUUUAUCCACUGUUUUCGUAAUCCUGGAGGAGAUUAUGAAUGGGCUGAUGCUGACAAACCACCGCCAAAGUAUUGGGUGAAAAAGAUGGCUGCUUUAUUUGGUUAUUCUGAUGAACAUGAGAAAUUGAUGGAGCAAGAAGCUAGUGAUCUGAAGAGCUCAAGCAAAAUACAGAAAGCAGAUUCACACAGGUACCAUUCGAGGAGAUCAAGGUCCAGGGAGAUUGGCGAGUUCAAUAGCAAUAGUUCUGGUAGAAGAAAACGUGAAGAUGAAAGAAAAUGGAGCAGAACUCGUGAUGGGGAAAUAUGUGAACAAACUACCAACUUGAAAGACAAGCAUAAAGGGAAAGGUAGAACUUCUGAUUCUGACACUGAUAGGGAAUGGUCGGAUAGGAAAGAAGAUAGCCGCAAACACCAUACUCGCCAUAGAAAAAGUUCAAUUAAUUGGAACGAUGGUGAUGAGAGAAGAAGCCACGAAGGUUAUUUUGAUGUGGAUUCAGAUGUGGCACGUGGGUACAGCAAAAACCGCCAUCAACACCAUAGAGAACACUCAACUACUAGGAACAAUGGUGAUGAGAGAAGCUACGGAGGAUAUUCUGAUGUGGAUUCCAAUGUGGCACGUGGGUACAGUAAAAAGCGCCAUCAGCACCAUAGAAAACACUCAACUACUAGGAACGAGGGUGAGGAGAGAAGAGGCUAUGAAGGUUACUCUGGUGUCGAUUUAGAUGCAGCACCUGGGCACAGCAAAAAGCGCCAUCACCACCAUAGAAAACACUCAACUACUAGGAACGAAGGUGAUGAAAGAAGCCAUGAAGGGUAUUCUGAUGUAGAUUCAGAUGCAACACCUGGGGACAGAAAAAAGCACCAUCAACCCUGUAGAAAAUGCUCAAUUAAUAGGAAGGAGGAUGAUGAGAGAAGAAACGAAGAUGGUUAUUCUGAUGUGGAUUCAGAUGCUGUACCUGGGGACAGGAAAAAAAGGCCCAGUGGUGAAGGAAGGAGCUCAAGAAAAAGGCAGAGAAACAUUGAUGAGGCUGGAUCUGGGGAUUGGUCAGAUAGGGAUGGAGAUAAGAAAUGGCAUAGGAAAAGCAGAAGCUCUAGAAAUAGGAGCAGGGACUAUGGAUAUUCAACCAGUGAUACUGAAUCUGGCACAUGUUCAUUUGAUAGAGAUGGAGAGUCUUCUAGGAAAAUAUCCAAACACAGAAGAUCCGGUUUGCGGGAUGAUUACGAGGAUUAUGAGAACAAAAGUGAAGUCAACAGAGACCGGUCAAAGGAGGAGAAAGACAGACGAGAGCAUCGUCACGAAACCAGGAAGAGUUCAAAACACGAGAAGAAAUUGGAGUCCGAUGAUGAUCAAGAUGACAAUAAUGUUCAUUAGGAUUAUCAAAUAGGAAUUGGGCAUCAUAGCAAACAAGGGAAGUGAUUAAAGAAUGAAGAAUAUCUUAAAACUCCAGAUUCUGAUGAGCGUAUUAAGGGCUGGUUAGCGAUGCUGAUGUUGGCAGCCAUUGGUUGAACAAUGGCUGUGAGAGGACCUUAUGACUCCAGAAAUGCAUUUUAGUGUCCGCAUUACAAUGCUAUACUGUUAAGUGAAGGAUGGCAGCAGUGAAUAGGAGGAGGAAAAGGAGAGAAGCCGGGUCCGGGUAUGGGCCCCAUUUAUUCCUGUCAUCUUCAUUAUUGGGUGGGUCCCGUAGCAAUAUGAAAAACGAAAAGAAAAUCUUAUUUUUAAAAUUAGCAUCUUGUGUUGAAUUUCUCCAAUCGAUGAAACCAAUAUUCUGCUAUAUGGCCAUAAAGGAAAUGGAAGAGAGGAACGAUAUUCUCCUUGUCAGUUUUCCAUAUACAUUAAUAUUUCCGCUAUUCGUACAUACAGAAACUAAUUGAUAGAUUUACUUCAAUAUUAAGUAUAGUAUCUCAAUU